GGUCUUGUAGCGGACCACGUCAGUCUGGAAAAAGACGAAAGAUACAGGCGUUGGUGUGGGUGCUAUUGUGUGCGUGUGUGUUGCGCGGGGUGGCCGGUGAGUGCCCGAAGGUAUGCGAGUGUAAGUGGAAAGACGGAAAGGAGACAGUCACGUGUAUUGGUGCAGAUUUCGUAGACAUUCCACGUCAGCUGGACCCGUCCACUCAGGUGCUCGACCUACAGCACAACGACCUGCAUAUGCUGCCCCGUGACGCCUUCGUCGACACGGGUCUGGUCAACCUGCAGAAGCUGUGGCUCAGCCACUGCAAACUAAAACACAUGGAACGCGGCUCUUUCAACAUGCUCGACAACCUGAUCGAUCUGGACCUGAGCCACAACCUGCUGCGCGUCGUGCCCACCGCCUCUCUCAUCGACAUCUCGGGGCUGCGGGAGCUGAGUCUAGCCAACAACGACUUGGCCACCAUCCCCGCUGAUGCCUUCGCUCCCACCCCUGACCUGGUGCAUCUGGACCUGUCCAGUAACCGCAUCCGGAGCAUCAACCCCAAGGCGUUCCGGUGUCUUGCUACGCUGGAGAUCCUCAAACUGUCCAGUAACUUGCUGGUGUACCUGAUGCAAGACCUUCUGGUACCGCUCAAUGCCUUGCACGGCCUCAACCUCAACGACAACCCAUGGACCUGUGACUGUCGUCUGCGGCCCAUGCGACAGUGGAUGCUGGACCACAAGAUCACCAGCUUGUCACCACCGACCUGUGCACGGCCAAAACGUCUCAACGGCAUCAGUUGGGAGCUCCUGGAGCUGGACGAGUUCGUCUGUGAGCCACAUAUCUUCCCCGAGACGCCGAGGGUUGAGGCCGACACCGACGACAGCGCUUCUCUGGUCUGUCGGGCCACAUCCGACGUCGAAGUCUCCAUCAGCUGGCUGUUCAAGCAGCAGCCCCUGGAGCCUCUCCGGAAGUCCCGCCGCUACAGAAUAAUUAAGCACCUCGUGGCCAACCAAUCCGCCAUCAUGUCCAACCUGACGAUCCGGCGCGUGGAGCCGCGGGACCAGGGGACGUACACGUGCGUGGCCGAGAACAAGGCAGGACGGAGCGAGGCCAACCUGACGCUUGAUGUAGCGCGGGAAGAGGCAGAGGAGAGCCUCAGUACAUUUAUGGACAAGAAGUAUAUGACGGGCAGCCUCCUCUCUGGUCUGGGCGUGCUGGUUACCAUAUUGCUGCUGGUGAGCUGCGUCGUCCAUCGCCGUCAGCGGGUGCGGAGAUUUCGCCGGCAGGAGGAAGAUCGCGAGAUGCGGGGUGUCAAUGCUUGUGCCAUCCCUCCUGCCGCCACCACCAACGCCACGGCCCCGGCCCCGGCCCCCGUCGCGCCGCGCCCGCCGGCCACACAGCAGCGGAAACCCUCGGAUUACCUCGUCAUUCCAUCCGGAGGAGAACCUGACGCGCCGCCGCUGAUCCCGCUGCAGAGGGACGACGCGUGGCUACAGCCCGAGGCCAUCAACGGCGGCUACACGCGUUCAGCCUACCUGGAGAACGGCAGGUACGACAACUCCAGCCUAGACCGGUACCGAGAAGACAUCAUGGACGAUAUGCGUGGACACCAACGCUCGCCCAGCACCAUCUCUUACGUGGAGCUGCCGUCGACGGAGCUGCCUCGGCGACAGAGCACGCUAACGGACAAAGAGAGUCUCAUGAACCUCGAGUUUGAGACGGACAUCCUGCGGCGAGAGUGCAGCCCCACGGGGUCGCUGGUGUCUGUCGUGAGCAACGGCCAGCUCGAGGACCUGCUGGGCCUGCCCUACCCGGCGCCCCGGCGGGAAACUACGAAGGCCUUCCACCACCCGGACGUGAACAACAUAGCCAGAAAUUCCGCCGCCUCGCCCAGGAAGCACCACAGUCCCACCGCCCACCACAGCCCUAACGCCCUGCCUCGCCUCCCUUCCAGACACCGUCCUUACCUCUACGAUGAAAGACGGAGGGACAGACUACCCUACGACCCUAGCUCCCUCAACGCCAGGUGCUACAGUGCUCUUAACCUGGCCAUGAGCGAGGCUGCCACCCACGCGUUCUUCUACCCCCGAGGGCGGCGGCCGGCUACGCGCUACCCCUCGCUGCCCUCCACGCCCAUGCUGGCCAAGGACGACAACGCCAUCACGAGGAACCACGACGCCCGGAGACUUCGGAGGUUGAUGAGCGCCAACAGAGGGGUGUACCGGUCUCUGGAGGGCGCGGGGGACCUGGCCAACUCCUUCCUGUACCAGUACCCGACGGUGCAGCUCGAGAACUACCACAAGGAUUACCGCAGCGUGCAGAAGCGACUCAGCAGGAGGAUGGAGAAGCGGGAUGCGCUGAAUCGUGCCGGGGGGUCAGCCUCCAGGCUGACGGACGACCUGCGCGGCUCCACGGCCUUGCUGGGGGGCCGGGGCCCCGCUCCCCCCGCCCUUACCCGUGGGAGGCUGAGUCGCGCUAGCAGCCUCACGCCCGACGUGACGGGGGCCCUGAGCAGGGACCUCACCGACAGCUUUACCCGCAGCGUCACGGGCAGGCUCAGCCGCUCCGGCAGCCUCACGCGUGACAUCACCGGCGGCUUCACCAGGGACGUCAGCCUGACGCGGGACCUCACGGGGAGCCUCACGCGUGACGUCACCGGCGGCCUGACGCGUGACGUCACCAGCAGUCUGGCGCGAGACGUCACGAGUACUUUAGCACGUGAUGUCACUAGCAGUUUAGCGCGUGACGUCACCAGCAGCCUGACCCGUGACGUCACUACCGCGUUGACGCGUGACGUCACGAGCAGUCUGGCCAGGGACAUCGCCACCAGCCUGUCGCGGGACGUGGCGGACAGUCUGAAGCACGAGGUGGGCGGCGGCGUGGACCUGUUCAGCGACGCCUCGCCGUCGUCACCCUACCUGGACAUGGAGCUGGGCUUGGCGCGCGGGCGGCCCCGGGCGGCCACGGAGCCC
Messenger RNA from Eriocheir sinensis (Chinese mitten crab), 2954 nucleotides. RefSeq lists its product as uncharacterized. The transcript is spliced from 5 exons. The record is from RefSeq and is a predicted model, not a curated record. Gene Ontology annotation, molecular function: protein binding. The annotation marks the transcript as partial. NCBI's taxonomy places the organism in Eukaryota, Metazoa, Arthropoda, Malacostraca, Decapoda, Varunidae.